UGCAGUUCAUCACUGGUACCCCUUGCUUGCGGACUGAGAGUCCAGCCUCUUUGCACCAGGAUUGAUGCCUCUGGUGGCUUUUUGGUGAGCGGGACGCGACAGGACAGCAGGACAUCAGCUUUGGCCUAUGGGAAUACUCAACUUCUCACCAUAAGAGAGAAAUCACACAAUAAUCAGAUUUGAAAUAAAGGGAUUAACCGUACCAACACCUCCAAAGAAACCAUAUUUCUCUGCUCUUCUCCACGGGCGUAGCCUUUUCCCAAGAUUUUAUAGGCAACCAUGUCCAGGAGAAAGGUGAGAGGCCUGACCCGUACAGGUCGUCAGGUCAGCGAGGACCCAGACCUGGACAACCUGCUGUCCACCCUCUCCCCUGAGGAGAUGGAGGAGCUGGAGAAAGACAUGAUGAAAGUGCCAGACCUCAAGCCAGAGGAUGGGAAGAUCCUUGUCGCAGGGGAGAGCCAAGCUGCGCAGCCACCUACGAGCAACAAUGUCCAGGACGCUAAACUGGACAGCAGACGAGAGAGUGACCGUAAAGGGAGGCUCAGCGAGAGGGAACAGUCAUUUGAGGGUGAGACUAAGAAGGAAAGCCGGAAGCAGGAAUACCUGAGGAAGAUGGGCCUGAGCCAGGAGGGGAACGACGACGUGACAGUCGGAUUACGAAGACAAGGUAGUGUCUCAAAUGAAAAAGAUACUAAGGUGGCCGACAGACACAGCAAAGGUCCAGAAAGUUCGAGAGAGGAGCGGAGUCGGCUUUCAAGCAGAUUCAGGAAGCAGGAGAACAGAGAGAGUGACGUGAAAGAGGAGACCAAGGAGAAACUUGAGGACAAUAAGAUAAGAGACAGAAGAGAAAACAGAGAGAGCACAGGCAGCAAAACAAAGGAUAUGAUCUCCAAGUUACAGGAAAAGAAGGACGACAGCAAAGACAGGAAAGAUGACAGCAGGAGAAGAGAUGAAGGCAAAACCAAAGACAUUAUCUCAAAGCUACGUGAAAAACAAGAGAAGGAUGUGAGCAAGGAAAAGGAGAGAAAAUCUGAGAGUUUCAGGACGCAAGGACUUGUCUCUAAGAUGCUGGAGAAACAGAGCAAGGCACAAGAAAGUCCGGCUCCGGAGAGUAAAUCUGAAGAGAAGAAGCCUAAAACAGAGGAGAAAAAAGCUGAAGAUAAAAAGCCUGAUGUCAAACUUGAGCGACAAUCAUCAGUGAGGGGUGAGGUGCAGGUGAAACACGACAAAGCGGAGAAGAGAACAGAUAGAGAGGAGCUGGUGAAUCAUAGUGACCACGUGAAGGAGAAGGAGAAGAAAGUCGAGGACAGAAAGGAAAAAGAGGAGAGUAAAGGAAAAGUUAAAAAACCUGAGGAAACUGAGAAACUUGGCAACUGUGUGGCCAAAAACACCCCAAACAGCAAGGCGAAAGAGGAAGAGGAGGAGGACGAAGACUCAAGCAUGUUUGAUGAGCUGAUGGAGCAGGUUCGCAGCAACGACCCUUCCCUCACUGAGCUCAACGUCAACAACUCAGAGGUCAUCAAGAUCAAAACGCUCAUAGAGUUUGCGGAGGCUUUGCACAAGAACACCAACAUUAAGAAGUUUGCCUUGGCUAACUGCCGUGCGGACGACCACGUAGCUUACGCUAUCGCAGGCAUGCUUCGCAACAACAAGACUCUCACUAGCCUCAACAUAGACUCCAACCAUCUCACUGGCAAAGGCAUCCUGGCUCUGAUCCAGGCGCUGCCACACAACUCCACACUGACUGAGCUUCGCUUUCAAAACCAACGUCACAUCUGCGGCGGGAAGACGGAGAUGGAAAUGACCAAGAUCCUGAAAGAGAACACAACCCUGCUCAAACUGGGCUACCACUUUGAGUUAGCCGGACCCAGGAUGACUACGACGAACAUACUGAGUCGCAACAUGGACCGACAGAGGCAGAAGCGCCUGCAGGAGCAGAAGCUGGCCCAGGCCAAUGGGGAGAAGAAGGAGACGCUGGAGGUACCCAAAGUGGGUGGCGGAGGAUCUCUCAGAGGCUCGCCCAAAGCUUCCCCUAAACCUUCCCCCAUACCAUCACCUAUGCCAUCACCAAAGCUGACGCCUAAAAGAGGAGCUGGAGGUCCACCACCACCUCCGCCUCCUCCUGGGGGUGGACCUCCACCUCCUCCGCCUCCCAUGCUGGAUGUAGACGCCCUGAAGAACUCUCUGACCCCGGUGUCGCAGAGGAAGCUGGAUGGGAAAGGCCCAGCCGGUAGUAAGAACUCAAGGGACCAACUGCUUGCCUCGAUCAGAGGAAGCGACAAGAAACAACUCAAGAAGGUGCCGGUGCCAAAGUGGUUGCAGUAAAUUUUCCUGUUGGAAUAUGACGUGAUAAAGAAGACAAAGGGACAUUUCACCACAGGUUGUCAAGGAGACAAACUGUCCCUCGGAUGCAGUCGGAGAACUGCGCUGUGGGACGGACGGAGAAAGUGAAACAUGAGACCGGUUGGAUGACUAGCCCUCACUAUGAGUUCUCCCCUCAAACACUGGACCAAAAGGACUCUGUGGAGAAUGAGUGAUGCGGGGCUCUCUAUUAGCCGACCGCGGAGAGUGCCAUGAGUUUUGUGAUUGUUUGUCUUCAGUACAUAUUGACGCUUUUUGCACUAGAUAACAUGAAGCCGAUCAUAUAACAUGUCGUGUAUGCAUCUGAAUGUGAGCGUGGUGGGAGUGUGAGCUUAUUAAUAAGAAGAUAUUCAAAUAACUCUUUAUAAAACUCUAAUAUACAAAAAAAAGUUUAUCAGUGAUAUAGUGGACAUUAAUUUGACCAUUUAUUUAUUUGUGGAGAGGGAAUCCACCUUAUACUUGUAAAUCUGCUCAAACUGGGAAUUCUGAAAUGGCGGAAAUAUCAGGGAAUUAACAAACAUGGCGGCCUGACUUAAAAACAAACAAA
This is a messenger RNA of Epinephelus moara (kelp grouper), 2908 nucleotides long. It is a transcript of the gene lmod1b, whose product is annotated as leiomodin 1b (smooth muscle). Lineage: Eukaryota; Metazoa; Chordata; Actinopteri; Perciformes; Serranidae. The record is from RefSeq and is a predicted model, not a curated record. Gene Ontology annotation, cellular component: striated muscle thin filament; myofibril. The coding region runs from base 280 to 2325 and encodes 681 amino acids. Gene Ontology annotation, biological process: muscle contraction; pointed-end actin filament capping; myofibril assembly. Gene Ontology annotation, molecular function: tropomyosin binding; actin binding. The transcript is spliced from 3 exons.